UUGCUGUGAAAAUUUGUGCCGACUGACAAGUUUUUAAAUACCACUCUGGAGAUUUUUGGAGUAGACUUGCGGACAGCAUCUUCUCUAGUUCUCAGUUGUCUUUGCGAUGUGAAACGACACUUGUCGUAAUCUCAGUUAUAAGAAAGCGCAAAUGUGAUUCUUGCUAUAACUCGACAAUAUUCGGCCGCCGGGUAACAAUAAAAAUAUUCACGCGCAAAAGUUCGCUACGCCAAUAAAAUAUGGAUUUGAUUAUUACUUGUGAAUUAAUUAAUUAAUGCAAAUUACAAACUCGUUGUGUUCAUUUGACGUCGAAACAUUAAUAUUUGCUCAGCUAAACGCAUUCAAUUUGCAACAAAAACAACACUAAAUUCAGAGUGAAAUUAUCUGUGAAAUAAAAUCGAAAAUAAUAAAGUCAUUUCUAUUUUGAGUACAUUGACUUUUUGUGUGCAUUUUGAAUUGAUUAAAAGCAUAGUUGGUAAGAAAUAUUAUACAACUUAAAAGAAAAUUGUAAAAAGUGUUUGCUGAAGUACAAAAACUAUUGUCAAAUGAAAAUAUAUACACAUAAGUCUGUAUAAUAUCAACUCGCCCUACCGUAAAUUCAUAAAAAGAACAAAAUAACAACAAAGGCAAGAGUUAUAUUUGAGUUAGCAGAGACUAGCACCAGUCCACUAUGUUAAAACCGGUGUUAAUUAGCGUCUUCUGCUUUGCUGCUUUUUUGUGUGGCUUAUCCUCGGCACAGUACAACCACUCCAAUGAAACGAUGGGGAAACCAACUUUCGGACGCUGCAUCACGCCAAAUGGUCGACCCGGUUCCUGUGUAAUAUUGCAACAUUGCAAAAAACUAUACUCUUUGCUACUAAAUCAGCCGUUACAUGAUGUGAAUAGACUAUACUUAAGUCAAAGCCAAUGUGGUUACCUAAAUCGAAAAGUGCUGAUUUGCUGCCCCGACCAAAAUAGCACGCCGCUUAUACUGAAACAAGCUACUGUAAAACCUAUCAAAUUGGAGCAAGGCUUCAAGAAAGCCGUACUCUUGGAUAAGAUUCCGAUCGAGUCCACAAAAACAAGGAAACUACCACGUCCCAGCAAAUGCGGACAGAUGACGUCAAGCCGAAUUUAUGGCGGCAAUGCCACAAAAAUCGAUGAAUAUCCUUGGAUGGCCCUUAUAGAAUACACAAAACCAUUCGGAAGUAUUGGCCAUCAUUGUGGCGGCUCUCUCAUCAACUCCCGCUAUAUUGUCACCGCCUCGCACUGUGUUAAUGGCAAAGCCUUGCCCAAAGACUGGCUGAUUUCCGCCGUACGUUUGGGUGAAUGGGACACGAAAACGAAUCCGGAUUGCGAAGUAGAUGUGCGUGGCGAGAAGGACUGUGCGCCACCGCACAUCGACGUGCCCGUGGAAAGUGCCAUACCACAUCCCCGAUAUGAUCCGAAUUCGUUAAACCAAAUUAACGACAUCGCGCUCUUACGUUUAAAGAAUGCAGUUACAUUCACCGAUUUCAUACGACCCAUUUGCCUGCCAUUGAACGAUAAUUUACGCACCGCCACCUUUGAUGACAUCAUCAUGGAUGUCGCCGGUUGGGGUAAAACCGAAUCAAAAUCAAGCAGUAAUAUUAAAUUGAAAGCCGAACUCGUUGGAGUGCCGCUGGGAAAAUGUCGUCAUGUUUAUUCACCGCAAAGUAUUUUACUAGAGGCCACACAAAUGUGUGCUGGCGGCAAGAAAGGUGUAGAUUCUUGUCGCGGUGAUUCGGGUGGCCCACUCAUCGGUCUGGGCACGACGGGCAGAGGACGUACAUAUUACUUUUUGAUUGGCAUUGUUUCUUUUGGACCGACAUCAUGCGGGCUAGAAGGUUGGCCAGGUGUUUAUACCCGCGUGGGACACUUUGUCGACUGGAUACAAGCAACAGUUGAGUCUUAAGUUCAUACAAAAGAAUUUACAUACAAAAAGAUUAUGUUUGCCGUUGAAAGCAAGAUUCCCAUUGUACGUGUACGCGGCGUGUGUUCGUGCACAAACUUAUGUAUACACAAACACAUGUAUAGAUAUUUAGAUAAUGCACGCAAGUGUGUGUUAAGUUCCUAGUCUGGCUAGCUUAGGUCACUAGAUCUUUUCAGUUUAAGAAAGGUACCUGAGGUUUGUGCCGUUUCUUUUAUCAUUUAGACUAAUGAUUUGUAUGCAAUUUAGUGUUUAGUUUGAAAAGGUGUGAAGUAAUGUCAAAUUCUUUGUUGGUAAAGAGUAAAGGUAUGCAAUAUGCAAAUGAUA
This is a messenger RNA of Bactrocera tryoni, 2254 nucleotides long. RefSeq names its product serine protease easter-like. The transcript is spliced from 4 exons. Gene Ontology annotation, molecular function: serine-type endopeptidase activity. The record is from RefSeq and is a predicted model, not a curated record. Bases 671 to 1912 code for a protein of 413 amino acids. Gene Ontology annotation, biological process: proteolysis. NCBI's taxonomy places the organism in Eukaryota, Metazoa, Arthropoda, Insecta, Diptera, Tephritidae.